UCUUGAGUAGGAGCGGCUGAAGAACGGGCGUCCAUUUUGCUACGCCAUAUUGAAUUUGGUCGGACAUCUUUGGACGCCAUGUUUAGUCAGACAUAUUUUAUAAACAUUUUCGCGUAAAUUUCAAAUAUUUUUCGGCCUAAAUUACGAACUUUUUUUUCACUGAAAACUGUGGGUUCGUUUGCGGUGUAUAUCGCUACGGAAAAUUCUGUGCCAACGCGUCUGUCCAUAUUUGUCUCCUGGGGGCAGUGGAAGCUUUGUUAGAAGAUAAAUAGAGGCGGUAGGAGCGGCUAGGGUUCAAGAUGAUGAACCAGGAGAUCAUGUGCGAGGUGGAGAUCGGCACGCACGGAGCCAUCGAGAUAGAUGGCGACGACCAUGUCGGUGUGAAGUACGAAGAGAUAGAGGCCGGUCAAUACGAGGAGUACAUCACCGACGACCAGUACGAGGAGGUGGAAGAGCAGGUGAUCGGCAUGCAACAUCUGGAGGAAGAUUUUAAGAUUUCAGUGGGAAGCGAGGAGGUGAUACUGCCCGGCAUAUCGGGUGAGGAGGUGCUCAACCCGGCGGCGGACACGUACGACACUGUCUACCCCCAGCCCGCGUCCACUAGCAGAAGUCGGGGACGAGGCAGACCCCGAGGGAACGCGAAUAAUGCAAAUAACAUUCACCAUUUGAUGCCCAUCGGGGAAGUUCCAAUGGGUCUAAUGGAGGGUGUGAGCAAUAAUCGUGGCACGGCACGCCGCUGGGAACAGAAGCAGGUGCAGAUCAAGACCAUGGAGGGGGAGUUCUCUGUCACCAUGUGGGCCACGGGGGAGGAUGAUGAUGAAGGCUCAAAUCCCGAACCGGAUCCCGACUACACAGAGUACAUGACAGGAAAGAAAAACAUAUUAGGGAAUGAGACAAUGCCUGGAUUGGACUUGUCUGACCCGAAACAGCUAGCCGAGUUCGCUCGGCCCGGACACAAGAUCAGACUGAAGAAGCCUUCGCCGGAGUCCUCCGACAGAACUAUAGCGUGUCCACACAAAGGCUGCACGAAGAUGUUCCGCGACAACUCUGCGAUGCGGAAACAUUUGCACACGCACGGGCCGCGCGUGCACGUCUGCGCGGAGUGCGGUAAAGCGUUUGUGGAGAGUUCAAAGUUAAAACGACACCAGUUGGUGCAUACGGGCGAGAAACCUUUCCAGUGCACGUUCGAGGGUUGUGGAAAGCGGUUUUCCCUCGAUUUUAACCUUAGAACGCACGUGCGCAUCCACACGGGCGACCGUCCUUACGUGUGUCCGUUCGACGGCUGCAACAAGAAGUUCGCGCAGAGCACCAACCUCAAGUCGCACAUACUCACGCACGCCAAGGCCAAGUCAAGAAACUCCCUGUCUCGCAGCGGCGGCGGCGCUUACGAAUCCGCUCGGACCACGCCACAAUUCGUUCAACUAGAGAUGUCCCCGGACGACUCUAACCCCCAGCUCAUAUUCUACACGCACGAGUGAGAGUGAACAGAUUGUGUGUGUGACUGAAGUGCUGCUCGAAAGACACGUGUCCGAAUUCGGCUCGGAGGAUCAAAAAUGAUGUAAUCGGAUAUAUCCGGUUCGAAGGAUCACAAAUUGUGAAAGACUAGUGGUUGGACAAUAUAUCCAAUACUUAGGAUCCAAAAUUAUGUUAGGUUAUAUGGUGCUGUAGGUCUGUUGAAGGGUGUAGUUUUAGAGCUCUGUGGUGUAAAUAGUUUUUUUUAUUACUUCGGAAAGGAACAGCUGUGCACAAAAUAUACGCGUGGCGAAUUUUAAUCGGAUGUACGUUUCCAGAGUAUAAGAGAUAGGUAAAUCUAAUACUCUUGUUGUGAUGAUGAUCUUGAUCGAUUUUUAGUAUUAUAGACAUUUCAACUCCACAUUUUUAGUUAACACACUUUCAACAGGCGUACAGACGUUAAAAAUAGCAUUUUUCUAAGGAUUCUGUGCAAUGGACAUUUUUAGAUUUAAAGAAAUGCGCGUCGCUCACGUGAAGCGCCCGCGUCUUACGAGACUUCCAGAUUUUGUAACCAAAAAUAAAUAUUGGGUAGAUGCACCAGUAAUGGACAUUUAUUUUAUAACAAAAUUAUUGCACAUCAGUUAUAACCUUAAUUUUACUAACUGUUUUCUUUUAAUGAAAGGUGUAGGAUGUUUCCUUGGGCAAAUAGACUUAAAUUUUGUAUAUUAUUUUAUGCACAAAACCACUAUAACGGGUUUUUAAAACCUCCAUUACUGAUGCAAUGACUCCAUUUACAUUUCGUUUCCAUAUCAUAUUAUAAGAAUUAGGUUUUUCAAUAUACAAUGUAGAAAAUGAAUUUCAUAUUUUCUUUUACAUGCAAUUUUUAGUUUGAAAAACUUUAAGUCUCACAGAGUAACAAGCAGAGUGAUAAAAACUUUAAAAGUAGGCGCAUUAGGACAAAUGUUUGAUCCAAUGAAAAUAAGCUAUAAAUCUUAAAAUAAAAACAGGAUUACUCACAAAUUUUUUUUGUUUUGAAGCAUUUAAUGUGAGGGCAGAAAGUUAAAACACUCAUUUAAUUUUACAAAUUGUAGAAAUUUUUUAAAAUAUUUACAUAUCUCCAAACUCUAUUUUAUGGGAAAAUUAAAAACAAAUCACUCUGCAAAUCAAUAUGUAUACUCUUAGCAGCUGUUUUGAACUGUCUGAGUAAAUGUUAUUCAAGUAUAAGUCUAGCUAAUACAAGCCAAACUGUCAACUAAGCCCCAAAAUAAAUUGAUAUUUAUAUUAGCUAACUAACGGGCGAUUUUAUUAGCAGUCAUUUUCAAUAAACGAUCCUAAUGGCUUUUUUUUUAGAUCUAUCUCAAAAAUGGACCAAUCAAAGCUUUUUCUGACAUGCUCUCAAAUGAGUUAUUUUGAUAGGUUCACAUCAGAAUCGGAUCGAAGAUUGAGAUUGGGAUCGUUUAUUGAAACGGCUGUAAACAAUCCAAACCGCUAUCUUCGGAUCGAUGCGAAAAUGGACCAAUCAGGAUGAAUUUUGUAUAUUAAUUAUUUGUAUACGUACUUGACUUCUGAUUAGUUUAUUCUUAAAUCGAUCCCAAUAUAUCGUUUGCAACUGUUUAUUAAAUUGCGCUCUAUUGUAGCGGAUAGCAUUUACUUGGACGUUGUGAACAGGCCCUUAGCUUCGCUGAAUAUUGUACUAACAGUCAUCGCCAAUUUUCGUCAAUUGGAGCGCGGGGGCGCCUUAAUUAUACGCUUACUUACUAUAUGUACGUCCGUGGCUCUGCGUUAGUUAUAAUUUUCGUGUGAUAAAUCUCAUUUGCCGAGGGUAUGCGGGUUUGAAAAGAAUUACGCUCAUCUGGCAUUCGACAAUAAUUUGAUUCGUUUUUAAAUAUAUUUAUGGUGAAAAUUAACUGAUUGUAUUUUACAGUAGUGAUUUUAUACAUAAAUUCAUAUGCGAUAGGUUCUGUGACGCGAAUCGAAGCUACGGUCGUUCUAAAGGAUUUACAGCGUAUUUUAGUUUUUAAAAUACAGUUAUUAUUAAGCCAGGACAUAUUCAACACUUACUUUGGGGGGCCGCGUACCCACAAGUUUGUACAGGCAAGACCAACAGACUGAUUUUAUCACAUCUCUCUUGAAAAAUCUUUGAAGACUUGUUAUAUACCUUGGCAUGUUUUGUUUUUGUAAAUUUUUGAUUUUAAGCUUAAACACUGGUCAUAGAAUCACGGACAUACAUAAUAAUGUACAUUUUGUACUGUAGAUAUGCCAAAAAACAUUUGUAAUUAUAGGUUAACGUAUAGAUGUAAGUUUUUUUUUGUAUAAUGCGGGCCGCGUGCUCCGAAUUAAGCAUAAUAUGUUGAAAAAUGAAUGGAAUUAAUUACGGUCCAUGUUUGUUGGUUUGGCAGCAUUGUAUCCAGUAAUUUAUGCAUUAAAGUGGUGGAAAGGGAUAUUUAUUUGGUCGUUAGUGCUUUUAUAGUGAAAAAGUAAGGUUAUAAGGUUUGAUGUGUGUCUGUAUUAUUAUCAAGAUGUCUAGUUUGGUCCUUUUCUAUAUUGCAAUGGACAAUGAAGUCUGCGGUUGCAUUGAUUAAUUUGCCAGUUUCAAAUGUUUCUCAUAUUUUUUUGUGUUUUGUCGCACAGUGUUGUGUUCCUUUUCCUUAUUUCUUUCUCUAAGUAGCAUUUCACAUCCCAAUAUAUAUAAAGGCUUCAUGAAAAUGUAUUCCUGUCGACAAAUCGCUGGCUCGUUAUUGUUCCAUGUUAUAAUUAAUGUACAAACUAAAUUGUAUAUACCUACCAAAUGGUUUUAUGUCCUUUUGAAGAUGUUCAGUAAUCCCGUAAGUUGGUAAAGGUGGAACCAUUUUUUUUUAUUUAUACCAAAAUAAAGAUUUUCAACAUCAAUUUCGCAACAUAAAUAAAAAAUAAGACUAUGCAAUAGUGAGCUGACCAAAUGACCCCCUCAAUUCCUCCAUUGGAGUCGUAUCUGUCGUUUUAACAAUAAUAUCGGAGCACAGGCCAGAUAAUGUAAAUGUUAAGUUUAUAACAAGGGUUAGUGUUAAUUGUCUGUUUAAGGGCCAACACGGAUCAAAUGGAUUUAUGCUGUUAUUAAAAUAGUGUCUUUAUGCAAAUUUUGAUAAAGUUGAAAAUAACUUAACAUUGUAUUGCCAUGGUAGAGUAACUUCCGCUUAAUGAAAAAUACAAUAGUUCAAAAUAAAAUGUAUCCCAUUGGAGUUGUCUAGGUGGUCGCCAGAACUGCGUUAACUGGCUCUCUUUAAGUAACCACGCCACUUAACUAGAACGCGACUUCGCUUAUCGUCCCUUCGCUUCUUGCGGGGACACUCAACUUUUUUUUAAACUUUAUUUGAAUUGACUAGAGACAUUAUUUCAUUAUCAGCAUCAAAUUGUCGAACGUUCAGACUUUCAAUUGAUCAGUGAAAAUAAAACCCUCUUAUUCAUGAAAAAGGUUUCCAUUUUGAGAUAAGUUAUACACCAUGCGACAAUUGCACGGACUGUCUUAUCGAAUUAAUAUAACACGGCAAAUUUAUGCGUGGUUCGUUCUAUAAUAGGGAAGAUGUAAUAUUUUCAUUUUUUACUUUCAUUUGAAUGAAUUUCGUGUAGAAUAGAUCACGAAUAUACAAAAGAUAUUAAAAACCUGCAAUUUAAAUGCCCAGUAACGUUACCUAUCUCACUGGCCACGUUUGUUCGCCACUAACUUUAUCUGCAUCUUUCUUAUUGACACGAGUGCGUUUUGCGAAUUAUACAAAACCUGUGGGGCAGCUACUGCGACGGUCGACGAUGUCCUAACAGUUUUUUGUUUUGUCUCGUAAUAGCUGAUAUAAAAAUAGUGGAAACGAUUAUCUGAUUAAGAGGGUGUUUGUUUUUAUGAGAUCCCAUUUGCGUUAAUUUUGGUCAAUAUUAUUUUAGCUAGUUUGGAUUCCGAAAAUAAAAUUUCACCUGUUGCUGCACAGCACAUUGCGAUAUCAUCAUGCGAAUUAACAUAGUCAGUAAUUAAUAAUCCUUGUUUUGUCACAUUUUGCUUAUAUCACAUAAUUUUAGUGUGACAAACAAUAAUUAAAAUGUUUAUUGGUGUUCUCUAAAAAUAACAUUAUGUUGAAGUUGAUUUCUGGUUAAUAUACUAACCAUAGUUAACGGAAAUGGGGUUAACACGUUGACUGCAGCUCACAUAAAAGUCGUGUUUUUUGUUUUAAUCAAUUAAUUAAUCGCAGUCAAUGUGUUGGAACAGACUUGGCCGUUAAUAAGUUUUUCUAAUGACUGAAGUGAUGUAUAUAUCAUUGGUUUUAUCCUUUGCUGUGGCGGUAAAAGUUGGUGAGUCAUGCCACAGACUAUAAUUUGUGAUGUCCACAGCGAUUAGGAUGUAAAAUGAAAUAUAAACGAAAAUAAAGUGUAAAUAUUUAUAUAA
Manduca sexta (tobacco hornworm) is the source of this 5860-nucleotide messenger RNA. It is a transcript of the gene PHO, whose product is annotated as transcriptional repressor protein YY1. Gene Ontology annotation, molecular function: DNA-binding transcription factor activity, RNA polymerase II-specific; RNA polymerase II cis-regulatory region sequence-specific DNA binding. Lineage: Eukaryota; Metazoa; Arthropoda; Insecta; Lepidoptera; Sphingidae. Gene Ontology annotation, biological process: regulation of transcription by RNA polymerase II. The coding region runs from base 300 to 1478 and encodes 392 amino acids. The transcript has 12 exons. The record is from RefSeq and is a predicted model, not a curated record. Gene Ontology annotation, cellular component: transcription regulator complex; PcG protein complex.